Eriocheir sinensis (Chinese mitten crab) is the source of this 3436-nucleotide messenger RNA. Its product is annotated as fibrinogen-like protein 1. The record is from RefSeq and is a predicted model, not a curated record. The transcript has 6 exons. Lineage: Eukaryota; Metazoa; Arthropoda; Malacostraca; Decapoda; Varunidae. Bases 136 to 1722 code for a protein of 528 amino acids.
UACUGGCACGGACCUAAAACGAAUCUUUACCCUAAUAACAACAACAAUAAUAAUGCAACUAGGACGACAACGACGACUGAUACCGAGUGACACACUAUCACCACCACCACCGCCACCUCGACCAACACCACUGCCAUGCCCAGACAAGACCAAUCCUCCUACCAGAUGGUGCUUGUGGUCAUGUGUGUGGGAGUGUUGUCAGCUUUAGCCAGCCUGGGCGACACAGCCGACACAGCCUCCCUCACCACGCGUCCCGAGGAUCCACUACAGCCGGUCUGGAACAGCCUGGACGCCAUCCCUGCUCAGGUUCUGGCCGGCUUCAAGGGACAGAUCGAAAUCUUGAGUCGUAGUUCUGAAGCUUCACUGCUAACGGUUCGUACCCACCUCUCUACGCUGGAGGCCAACUUGAAGAAAAAAAUUGAGACUCUUGGUGAAGACACGGGUGACUUAGUGACCGACAGGCUAGUUAACGCCGAGGCUUUGAUUCUCGAGGACAUCAAUAAAUUAGCCGCGACCCUGACCUCAUUGACCCAAAAGUGUGACCUCUGUGCGGUGGCCGUACAGUCACACCAAGAAACUCAAGAAUCAACCAGGUGCUCCGAUGAAGCUGCAUCGGCCAUGGCGAGGAUGGAGGCGACUGUGGCGAGAGUCGAGGCGGCGGCGAUAAAAAUGGACAGAACAGCGGAGAGGGUGGAUGAAACAGCAGUGAAAGUGGAUGAGGUGGCGAGGAAGGUGGACGAAAUAGCAACAAGGAUGGAGGAGGUGGAAGCAAGGAUCAAUGAUGGAAAAGCGAGGGUGGAGGCGGUGGCGGCGAGGGUGGAAGAGGUGGAAGCAAGGAUCAGUGAUGGGACAGCGAAGGUGGAGGAGGUGGCGGCGAGGGUAGAAGAGGUGGCAGCAAGGGUGGAGAAGGCUACAUUGUAUGUGGAAGAGGCGGCAAGCAAGGCACAGCAGUCUGCUAUCGGCAUCACAGGCGUCACCACACCAACCAACACGACCAGUCCCCGCUACUAUCCACUGGACUGUGCAGACAUACACUGGCGUCAGCCCGAUGCCCCGAGCAAAGUGUAUCUCACCUACCCAACACUCGAACCACAGGCUCCCGUCAGUGCCUUCUGUGACAUGGGUCUGAGCGAGGCCAAGGAGACAGGCGGGUGGACUGUGGUGCUAAGGCGACAAAACACUUCCUGGGGACUAGAAAACUUCAACAGGUCAUGGGCGGAGUACACCACAGGGUUUGGGCAGCCAGGCAAGGGUGAGUGGUGGUACGGCCUGGCGCCCUUGCACGCCCUCACGUUCCGCCAGCAGUACGAGGCAGUCUUCCUCCUGCAUGACAUCGAGCAAGGCACCUUCAUUGCCACCUACACCACGUUCAGGGUGGAGAAUGAGGACCGCGCCUUCCGCCUUGCUGUGGACGGCUUCUCAGGCAACGUGAGCCAUGACGCACUCUCGGCCAUGCACCACGGGCGACCCUUCAGCACCUACGACAGGGACAACGACGGCCUCUCGACGGGAAGCUGCGCCGCUAAUAAUGGAGGAGGCUGGUGGUACGAACGCUGCCACCGAGCCGCCCUCACCGCCACCUUCCCUGAAGGUCCUGAUCGCGAUGCACGCACCAUCCGCUGGAACACACCCGAGCUCUGGCUGGUGCUGGACGACGUGAUGCUCAAGAUAAGGCCUAGCAACUACAGCCACAGGUUCACAGAGUAUGCGGACGGUGAAUAACUGACUCAAGUACCCAAAACACAGUGAAGGUACAACCCGCCUAAGACGGACCGUGAAAGACUGUGACGAUGCGAGCUUCUAACACACAGACGUGACUAAAUGUAACGGUACAAUCCACCCACGAGGGCAGCAUUUCAGUUUUCCUUAGGGUGCGGCAAACUCAAUACCUAGGGCAUUCCCCGCUAGUGCCACGUAGGCUGGGGAAUUGACUGCAGAAGCCUUCACCGUAUUGACCCAUAUCAUGGAAAAAUUUAGUGACCAUUUCAAAAUUCAUGACCACGCCAUUGAAUUCAAUACAUUAAUCUAGUAUGUAAUGUAUUAGGACAAUUACUGGAAUAAUUAAGUUUGUUUGGUGAAAUUAUUUUGAUAUCAGAGGAAAGUAUGUCUCUUUUUAUAAUUCAAGCUAUGAUUGUGUGUAUGUAUUUCUUCCUUUUUGAGAAAAAGCAAUACCUAGUUUUGUUUCCUCAUGACUCAUCUUUUGGGAUCUAGCGAUUUGGUAGAAAAAAAUUGAGUAGAUUUUAUAAUUUUGAUGUCAGUUUUACACUUCAUUGUCCUGGCAUGCUCUAGGAUAUGGGUAUGUAAAUGUUUAAUCUCAGUAAAUUUAUUUUCUAUACUAAAAAAUGUAUACUUUGCUUCCUAAUGUAUUAAAGAUUAAAUUUGAAGAUUAUAUAUGUUGUAAUGUUAUUUCUUUCUUUGUAUUUUUAAUUACCAUAGUUAAUCAAAUAAUUAUUUUUUUAUGUUUCACCUAAGGGAGCUGGUAGACUUUUGGUGGGGCCCGGUGGUCAACUCCUGCCUGUUAUGGUGCAGGCAUGCAAGUGUUUAUAGUGGUGCCAUCUUCCCUGGCUCAUGCUGCCCCAUGGAGCUCAUAUCAGGUUGACAGAGGGCCUAUUCUUACCUAUAGAAUGUCUUUGCAGCUCUCACACACCAUAGUCAUGUGACGUGGACAAGUGUGAUUCUUGCAGAUGCCACAGACACUCCGGACCUUCGUCUGCGACCUUGAAUAGGGGCAUAGAGCACACCUCUUGUUCGUACGAGGGCCUUCCUCCUCCUCCUCUUCUGCUGGAGCUGGUGGCUGGCUGAAGGUCAAAGCACAGGCAUAUGGUGUUCUUCACAGCAGAAAAGGGUCGAAAGCAUCACCAGUAUCUUGUUGGCGGUGGGGAGGCUGAGUUGGGGUGGUGGCAUGGGGCAGGGAGGGAGGGGGAGGGUGACCACUCCCCUCUUUAGCCAUUCCUGAUGACCCCAGUUGCACGCCCGACAACACCUGGGGAGGAACGAUACAACACGUCAUCACAGGACAAGAUGCGUUGUCGAACGGAGCUUUGGGAUCCUCAAGUCAAGGUGCAGGUGCCUACAUAAGUCAGGAGGAAGUUUGCAGUAUGACCCCAAGAAGACUAUGAAGAUUGCGACUUCUUGUAUGCUCCUGCACAACUACUGAGUGGAUCGCUGCAGAAGAAGUACCAGUUCAGCCUGUGAGAAACAAGAGACUGAUUCCUGGUCAAGUUGUCAGGCAGGAAAUUAUUAGAAACUUAUUUUCCUGAGUAUAGGUAGGCAUUAUGUAGACCUUGCAGUUAGGAAUAGAUUACUUUCAAAUGUAAAUGUGCAGAACUCACAGUCGGAGGCAUAAGAACAAAACAAGAAAUCAUAAUGGCCACACGUUCGGCAUUCUUGAUCAUAAUUUAUAUGGCGAUUAUUAUUAAUAUGUAAUUAAUAUCAG